Molecule: messenger RNA, 2997 nt
Organism: Fusarium venenatum
Lineage: Eukaryota; Fungi; Ascomycota; Sordariomycetes; Hypocreales; Nectriaceae
Biological process (GO): protein autophosphorylation; phosphorelay signal transduction system
Cellular component (GO): plasma membrane
Molecular function (GO): histidine phosphotransfer kinase activity; phosphorelay sensor kinase activity
Source: RefSeq, a predicted model, not a curated record
AUGCAUUUCUUCCCAACAGCUGACUCAACGCUCCUCUCCUCCACCGUCGAUCACAAUGACCUCCCUCCUCGCCCCAAGGCCGUCGGUCCCAUUUUCGAUGCAAACAACUUCAAAACCCCCGUAGAGCCUUGGGACCUCGACCUCGAGACCAACCUGUACCCUCCCAAGGAGCACCCUUUCGCGUCAUCCGCCAUACCCGCUGAGCCGUCAUGUCCUUCAUCCCGAUAUCUACGAACGCGAUUAGCCAAGAAUGAACGAUUGAGAUUGUCCAUGCUAUGGUACUACACAAGAGACCUCGACCAACAUCCUGAACUCCUAGCCGGUCUGCAGGAGAAGGCCUGUCUUGCACAGGAAAACUCUGGGUGGGAGUAUGCUGUCGUUGGACUCCUCGACGCCAAUGUCUACAUUCGCUUGGCAACGGUUGGUCUCCAACUCGCUAUCCUUCCUCGAGGGGAGACUCUUUGUGCACACACGGUGACACAACCUCCGGGCAAUGUCUUUCUCCUCCCCAACAUGCUCGAGGAUUGGAGAUUUCGCGAAUCUCCCUAUGUCGAAUACGGCGGCCUUACAGCGUAUGCGGGCGUCCCACUUCGAAUCCAACACGAAUCCGGCGAGUCGGUAGGCCUCGGUUCGCUUUGUGUCGCAUCGGCUACAAGCCAACCCCCGUUGUCGAAGCACCAACAGCUCGCGCUCGCUCGUCUCGGCGAUUGGAUUGUUGCCGACAUAGUACAAUGCACACGAGCCCGACGCCAACGAGAACGACGCCGGCUUACAGAUCUCAUUACAACACUGCUGAGAGAACCCGAAGGCGACGAUGUCCAAGAACCGAUCCUGCGAAUACUUCGAGAAGCAUAUCCAGAUGAAUCCGUUACUUUGCAAUCAACCGGCACCGAUUCAUUCGACACCAACGUUCCAUACGCGGCAGCAGAUCCGAAGCAUGGAUUAUGGGAGGACGACGAAUACAUCGAUAACUUUAUCGCGACAUCGAAUUGCAACGAGCCGCCUAAAGACAGGGUCGUUCGCUUCAUCUCUGCACAAUGCGAGUCCAAGCUCGGUCCAUCCGUCCUCGUCGUGGCAACGAAAAACUUCCGACGAAUAUUCGACGAUGUAGACUCUGGGUUCGUGCAGGCAUGCGCUACAAUGCUCACGCAACGAUGGCAGAAACGCCUCCUGUCCGAAGUCAUGCGCGCCAAAGAAAAGUUCCUCCGUGGUGUAUCUCACCAACUCCGAACGCCCAUCCACGGCAUUCUCGGCGCCGCUGAACUGCUCACUGAGCAUCUCAAGGCGUUGGCAUUGCCUGGAAGCUCAAAACUGCCACCAAAUAUCGAGGAAUUGAUGAAGCCACUUGCUGAGCUGGGCAAGUCGUCUGUCUAUCUGGAUACCAUCUCAACUGCAGGCCGCGAACUCAUGUCGACUGUCAACAGCAUGAUUACGCUCAAUCGAUGGGCCGACAUCGCUUCCGCCGAGCGUAAAUAUGCCACGCACAGCAUUCAAGAACUCGAAGACGUAUUAGUCAAGGGUUCGUCGGAUGUCACCCUUCGAGGCACGAGCACACGAGCACCCAUCUUCUUCCACCACGAUCUGCCCCUCGGAGGCCAAAGUCUACACAUCGAUCUCGAACUUUUCCACGACAGUGUCCUGCCUCUGAUCGUCAACGCCAUACAAAAUACAUUUGAAGGUGUGAUCACGGUCACGAUAUCCUACACACAAGAUACCAAAACGCUCGUGGUUGAUGUCCAAGACACGGGAUGCGGCAUAGAUGAAAAUGACCAAGGCCGCAUCUUCCAACUGUACGAGAAGGUGGGCGAACACUCGACGGGCCCUGGCUUGGGCUUGACGCUGGCUUCCAAGUUCUCGGCUUUGCUUCAUGGCUCGGUUGAGCUGGUCUCGUCUGUAAUUGAUCGCGGGUCUCAUUUCAGGUGCACAUUUGGUGGCAUCCGUCCUAUAAUGUCACCCACGCCGUCUCUUACGAUGGCUUCUCAACUUAGGCAUUUACCACUGAGUUUCCAUCACUUGACGUCAGACUUCCCCGAGAAACACCUCAAUUCGCACAUAUCGAAGUACCUCACCUGCAAUGGUUUCGUUCAGUCAAACGACUCGACCGAUUGUCUAAUUGUCAUGGAUUACAUUCGUGAUCCGGAUCAGCGACGGAAUUAUCACACCAUGUUGCCGGAAGGCCAAGUUGCAAUCUGCCCCGUCCCGGAUUUAGAAGACAUAGAGACUUCCCAAUCAACGCCAGGUAUUGUCUUUGUCAAAGGGCCCUUUUGCACCUCGUCGCUUGAUGACGCCCUUAAAAAAGCUGACGAGUUGUACGCGACGGCGCGCAUGUCAAUAACAAACCCUCUUCCCUCGGCGUCGCCUUCUCUUACAAAAGACGGCCAGGGCAUUUUACCUGGUCGGCCAUCACCAAGAGGCUGCAGCUCUAUAGACGAAGGCUAUGGCUCCAACACCACUCCCUCCAACAACGGCUCACCGCCGCCACAAGCUCCAAUUGAAGGGCCACCCUUAACCUCCGGUGACUCACUCCCAGCAGUAGUCGGGGCUGAAAAGACGACACCUCUUGAUCUCCCCAUCCGAACCCUCCCAAACACCUCCAAGCCCAUGACCCUCCUUGUCGACGACAACGCCGUCAACCUCCGCAUCCUCGAAAUGUACUGCAAAAAACGUGGCCUCCCUUACCGCAGCGCCAUAGACGGACAGCAAGCGGUCGACCUGGUUAUUCAACAACAAUCCUCCUCAUCAGAUCCUCCCUUCGACCUCAUCCUGAUGGAUCUCCAAAUGCCAAUUUGUGACGGAAUUAGCGCUACUCAACAAAUCCGCUCGCUGGAGAAGAAGGGCAACAAAACGUCGGUGCUGUUCAUCGUUACUGGGCAGGAUAGCCAGAAGGACCGCGAAGCGGCGAGUGCGGCGGGGGCGGAUAACUAUCUGGUGAAGCCGGUUGGAAUCAAGAUGUUGGACGGGAGUCUUAAAAGGUACUUUCCUGACUUAAUGAUAUAG